AUGGCCAAAAAUCUCAUCUCCCUCAGCACACUUGAUGCCGAGGGGUACAAACACUCCAGUUCAGGUGGAGUGUGUAAGGUAUCAAAAGGCUCUCUCAUUCAUAUGAUAGGUGAUAUGAAUUCUGCAAAGUUAUAUGUUCUUAGAGGAAGUACUUUACAUGGUUCCGUCACUGCUGCUACUGUUUCUAAUGAUGAACCAAGUAAGACUAAUCUCUGGCAUAUGCGUCUUGGGCAUAUGAGUGAACUUGGUAUGACAGAAUUGUUCAAGAGAGACCUGCUGGAUGGCUGCAUUGUGGGUCAGAUGAAGUUCUGUGAGCACUGUGUUUUUGAUGUUUCUCCAGUUGGUUUUGAUGAGGAGCAGCAACAUGUUAGCGUACAUGUGGAGCACGUAGAUGAUCGGGAAACUAAAAUUGUUGAUAACAAUGUUCAUGAUAUUGUUCAGCACUCACGUCCUGUUUUGCAGCCUCAAAAUCAGUCUAUUGCAGAUCGCAGAACAAAGAGGAAUUAUGGACCUCGUCCACGUUUAAUUGAGGAAUGUGAUAUGGUUCAUUAUGCCUUUAGUUGUGCUAAACAGGUGGAGAACAUUCAUGAGCCGGCUACAUACACUGAAGCUGUUGUUUCUGGUGACCGCGAGAAGUGGAUUUUCGCUAUGCAAGAGGAGAUGCAGUCACUCGAGAAAAAUAGCAUAUGGGAUGUUAGCAAGAAAGAGAUCACUACAUUGAAGAAACUAUUGAGUAGUGAGUUUGGGAUGAAAGAUCUUGGUGCUGCUAAGAAAAUUCUAGGUAUGGAGAUUACAAGAGACAGAAAUUCUAGUUUGUUAUUUCUUAGUCAGCAAAGUUACAUUAAGAAAGUUCUUCAUCGUUUCAACAUGCAUGAUGCAAAGUCUGUUAGUACUCCUAUUGCUCCUCAUUUUAAAUUAUCAACUUUACAAUGUGCUAGUACGGAUGAGGAUUUUGAGUAUAUGUCAAGAGUUUCAUAUUCUAGUACUGUUGGUUCUUUGAUGUAUGCCAUGGUUUGCUCUCGUCCUGAUUUAUCAUAUGCUAUUAGUUUGGUUAGUAGAUACAUGACUAAUCCUAGUAAAGAACAUUGGAAGACUGUUCAGUAG
Molecule: messenger RNA, 1104 nt
Organism: Miscanthus lutarioriparius
Lineage: Eukaryota; Viridiplantae; Streptophyta; Magnoliopsida; Poales; Poaceae
Source: the annotation of a GenBank genome assembly